This is a messenger RNA of Malassezia pachydermatis, 1161 nucleotides long. RefSeq names its product gtpase. The coding region runs from base 1 to 1161 and encodes 386 amino acids. Gene Ontology annotation, molecular function: magnesium ion binding; GTPase activity; GTP binding. The record is from RefSeq and is a predicted model, not a curated record. Gene Ontology annotation, cellular component: mitochondrion. Lineage: Eukaryota; Fungi; Basidiomycota; Malasseziomycetes; Malasseziales; Malasseziaceae. The transcript has 2 exons.
AUGGGCAUACGUCCUUACUCCAAAGUCGAGGCGCUUUCGCAGAAAAAAGCACAGGAUAUGCGUAACCGCAAAGCGCGUCAUUUCGUCGAUACCCUACUUGUGCAAGUCCAAGCAGGGCAUGGUGGCGAUGGCUGCGUGUCGUUUCACCGUGAGAAGUUUGUGCAGAUGGGGCCCGCAGCUGGUGGCAAUGGUGGUAUGGGUGGAAGUGUAUACAUUCGCAGCGAUCCUACCAUCCACUCGCUGGCGCGCGUGCACAAACGCGUCGUGGCGAAAAAUGGCACACCGGGUGAAGGCGAUUGGCUUCAUGGCAAACGGGGGAACGAUGUGACGAUUCAUGUGCCGGUGGGCACAACUGCAGGAUGGAGUAUGGACUUUGUGCAGCCUACGCCCCCUGCUGAAAAAGGGGUACUCCUCGCACGGGGAGGCGAAGGCGGAUUGGGCAACCCACAUUUCUUGCUGGAACGGUACCAUGCACCAAAAAUUGCGACCAAAGGCAUGCCCGGUGAGUCGCUUCUACUGUCUCUGGAGUACAAGCAGCCGGCAGACAUUGGCUUGGUCGGCCUGCCAAAUGCAGGCAAGAGCACCUUGCUGCGGUGCCUAAGUCGCGCCGACGCGGAGGUCGGUGCGUACAGCUUCACGACGCUGCAUCCCAACCUAGGUGUCAUGCAGCUAGGUCAAAAUGGCACGAUGCUGGAGGACCAUCAGGACCCGGAAACAAGUCGAAUGACCAUUGCUGAUUUGCCUGGUCUCAUCCAUGACGCAUCGAAAAACCGUGGCUUGGGCCACGACUUCCUUCGACAUAUUGAACGGUGCAAUACGAUCGUGUACGUCGUAGACUUUGGCCCACUCAAUCCCCGCCCAUCCAGCGACAUUGUCAUCCUGAACCGAGAACUAGAAGCGUAUUCACCCGGACUCAGCGAACGUGUUGCGCUGGUGGUAGCCAACAAAGCCGAUUUGCUAGGUCACGGUCCCGACGCACCAACGGCCGAAGAAGCUCAUCAAAAAUUAGCAAGACUACGUGGUGAUGUACAAUUGAUCUUUGAGCCAAGGCACGUACCAGUGGUGCCGAUUUCUGCCUUGCACCGCUUGAAUCUAGAUACCCUGGCCAAGUACCUGCAGAUUGCCAAGACGGCGUCAGGUUCGUCGGCCAAUGCGUCCUAA